AUGGCUGGAGAUACUGUAAACAAAGACACUUUAGAUACUUCAAGUCCCCUAUACAUGCAUCCGUCGGAGAGUGCAGGUUCUAUGUUAGUUCGUAUACCGUUUGAUGGCACAGAAUAUAGAUCAUGGAAGAGAGGUGUACUUAGAUCCCUCUCAGUGAAGAAUAAGGUUGGUUUCAUAACAGGGAAGUGUCAGAAACUAGUAAUUGGAUAUGUAACUUUUGAUCAGUGGGAACGAUGUGAUGAUAUGGUGACUUCGUGGAUUCUGAAUUCUCUUUCAAAAGACCUAGCGGACAAUUUACAAUAUGUAAAUGAUGCAAAGGAGUUGUGGCAGGAAUUAGAAGAUAGGUAUGAUCAAACAAAUGGUGCAAAACUCUAUCAACUCCAGAAAAAAAUCAAUGAUCUAAGUCAAGGAACUCUGGAUAUAACAGGCUAUUACACUAAGAUAAAGAAACUAUGGGAAGAAUUAAACGCAUUAAAUGCACAUGCACAGUGCAGUUGCCAAUGCAUCUAUGGUGCUAAGGCUAGUAUACAGAAAACUGAGCAAGACAAAAGACUGGUACAGUUUUUGACGGGGUUAAAUGAGGUGUAUACUGUUGUAAGAGGGAGUGGGAACAACAGUCAUGGAAGAGGUUAUAUGGGAAAUAGACCUAGGCCAUUCUGUGAUUUCUGCAAGAGACCAGGACACAUCAAGGACAAGUGUUACAAAAUCCAUGGUUAUCCCCAAAACAUGAAGUACAACAAUGGUAAUAGGGGAAGAAAAAUGGCAGCAAAUGUAUUUGACACAGCUGGCAAUGGGGCAGCCUUGACAGAUGAAGGGGGAAAUUCUCAGGAGCAAGGUAGAACCAUCCAGCAACUAACCAAUGAACAAUAUGGACAACUGCUGAGCAUAUUGGAAAGCUUCAAAAGUGGAAAUAAUGGAGACAACUCAGGAAACAUCAACAUGACUGGUGGUGCUCUUAACUUUGCAGGUAUGACUGCUUGUAACACUUCUGUUGAUCCCAGUGCACAGUCUUAUGAAAGUUUUAAAGAGAAUGCUGAUUCAUGGAUCCUUGACUCAGGAGCCACUAACUAUAUGACAUAUAACAAAGCCUCUUUGAGUAACAUCAAAACUCUGGGCCUUUCACUGAGGAGGCCUCUGGAGAUUGGUAAAGUCAGAGACAGCCUCUACCUUUACUAUUCAAAUUCAAGAAAGAACAAUUCUUCUAUCAUACCACUCACACACAGAUCUGCACCUAGUGCAUCCAUCUCAGGUAGUCAUAGUAUCAAUAAUGUACACGGUCAGCACCAUCUUUGUAAUUCUGCACCUAGUGAAUCCAUUCCUCCUCAUGUUUGUGAUAACAAAAGUGUACAAGUUCCUUUGAAUUCCAAUAGAACUUCUUCUAACAAAAUAGAUUCAAUGUGCAGCACAUGUAGACCUGGUGACAAUCAUGUGGAUCUCUUGUGGCAUAACAGGCUAGGCCAUGUACCUUUUAUCAAGAUGAAGGGUAUCAAUUCCAUACCUAUAGCCUUUGCAAGCAAACAACCUUUUAUGAGUUCUAUCUGUCCUAUGGCCAGGCAUAAUAGAUCUCCAUUCCCAGAAAGAACCACUUCCACCACCAAAGUAUUUGAACUCCUCCAUAUGGAUAUGUGGGGCCCUUAUCAUGCACCAACUCAUGACAAUCACAGAUAUUUUAUCACCCUAGUUGAUGACUAUAGCAGAUGUACUUGGACACAUCUCUUGACUAGUAAAAGCAAUGCCCUACAUGUCAUAAAAGCUUUCUACGCAAUGGCCCAAAACCAUUUCAAUACCUCAAUAAAGACUAUCAGCAUUGACAAUGGUCUGGAGUUUGUGAACACUGAAACAACCAUGUUUUUCCAAGCCAAAGGGAUCUUACAGUAG
Messenger RNA from Nicotiana attenuata, 1878 nucleotides. RefSeq lists its product as uncharacterized. Gene Ontology annotation, molecular function: nucleic acid binding. Lineage: Eukaryota; Viridiplantae; Streptophyta; Magnoliopsida; Solanales; Solanaceae. The record is from RefSeq and is a predicted model, not a curated record. Bases 1 to 1878 code for a protein of 625 amino acids. Gene Ontology annotation, biological process: DNA integration. The transcript is spliced from 3 exons.